GAUAUAUGGAGAGAAUCCUGCUCUUUGUUCUGCUAGCGGUGGUCGCAGUUCCUGGACAGCAGUAUACCGGCGUGAAAUCCGUGUCAUCGUCGGAUGCAAGCGAUGCUGAUGUGCAAACGCCCACUAAAACCGGUCACGAAGCAAGCAAAACGGUCGAGCCAGCAGCGAUCUCCGGUCGAUCAAUCGGAAAGUCUCCCAACAGAGUACCGCUAGCGGAUAGCAAAAUUAUUAAGCUAUCGAUUAAAACUAUUGAGCCGCAGGUAAUAUCCGGGUCUAGAGGCGCGAGGAAUCUAGGAUUCGCAGCGGAUGCUUCUCUGAAUGCCAUCCCCGGAGGGCUAAACAAUGAGUUGACUAAUGCGGAUUUUAAGCCUCCGGUAACCUUAGCUUCGACAGUGGCAAAAGAUAGCUAUGGAAAUCCGGUGACUCCUUACACGGACCUGGGAUCGACCGGACUGGAAUCGGUCGGAUUUUUAACCGAUGUUAAUAAAGAGAAUUUGCAUAGUUCGAAGACUAAUCAAGUUAGCAACUUGAAUUUCAAGGUUCCCAGCUAUGCAUCCGGGAUUUUAGAACCGGUUUUACUGCCACCGAACAACUACAACAACGGACAGAAUCAGUACACACAACCUUCAAUCGGUGGCGGUACAACACCUCAACUUAUACCGAAUGUGAAAUAUCCCACCGUGGAAGAAGGAAAAAUUCUCUUCGCUCAGAAGCCUUUGAACGGGUUACUUCCGCCACUGUUCCCCGGAGAACAAGGACCGACGUAUAACGUCGAAGUUGGAACCGAACGUUCGCCACCAUACGCAAAAGAUCCGUUUAGUGGUGCACCCCUGGAUACCGAACUGAGACUACCCAACGACAAACCGCCAGUUGAUUUCAACCAGCGGCCUUUCACUCCUCCCUCAGGACCAGUACAAACUCCUCAGCAAACUCCGCAAAUAAUUCAAGCUCCUCCACGACCAUCCGUACCACCACAACCAACACAGGCACCGACGCAAAAGUACACCGGAGGUUUCGGAGGAGCUCCCGGUUUUCUUGGCAACCAGCAAAACCUCGGAACAGCAUACAAAUCAACUACUCCUAUACCUUCGACUCCCCCAAAACCAGUCUCCUUCCAGCCUGCUCCUCCUCAAUUACCCCAAACACCAACUCCUUUCCAACCACAACCCCAACCGCAACUGACAACCAAAGCGCCUGGUUCAACCUUCACGGGCAGCUUUGGAUUCACCAACAAUCCUCAACCGCAACGACCCGUCACACAAAACUUUCCCCAACAACCUCAACCUACGAAAGCCCCAGGCUCAACCUAUACGGGCGGUUUCGGUUUCACCAACAACAGCCCUCAACCACAACGACCGACCAAUCAAAACUUCCCCCAGCAGCAACCUCAACCGACUAAACCUCCCGGAGGAACCUACACCGGUGGAUUUGGUUUUGUCAGCAACAACAAUCAACAGCCUCCGCAGCAACCGCAACAACCGCAGCAACCACGUCCGACCACCCAGCGACCGGGUCAAUACGUCGGAAAUAAAUUCAGUGGCAGCUUUGGUGGAGCACCGGGCUUGCUGGGCAACCAGAAACAACCGGGAACGCACGUAAAACCUGACGGAGGCAUUCUACCGCCAUCGUCACCGGGAGUGGUCGCCGCGGGUUUUCCAACCGGUCCCACGCCAGCAACGACGGGAAGCUCGAAACCCACCCACAGCUCGAGUACUGUCGGAGGAGGAGCCUUUGCCGGAAGUUUCGGCGGACCGCCGGGAAUUCUGCGUCCGUUUGAUAAUGUUAAUGGUUAGAGGUGGUACGCCCGGGUGGUGGAUCUAGUGGAAUGGUACGUUCGUUCCCGUGUUUUGGGAGUGCCAGUUACCGUGAGAAAUACUUUCGACCACACACACACACACACGAUUACGAUUAGUUUCGAAUACCUUAGAGGUAAGAUUUGGGUGAUAUUCUCGAAGUAAACGUCGAUACCGAGCUGCAUUUUUACUGAUAU
This is a messenger RNA of Sabethes cyaneus, 1990 nucleotides long. Its product is annotated as protein piccolo-like. The record is from RefSeq and is a predicted model, not a curated record. The coding region runs from base 6 to 1793 and encodes 595 amino acids. The transcript has 3 exons. NCBI's taxonomy places the organism in Eukaryota, Metazoa, Arthropoda, Insecta, Diptera, Culicidae.